ACGCUUCAUGUCCGGAACUCGGGAUUCCUUUCCUGUGGCUGACGAUCUUGUGGACUGCAUAAUGAGGGCGCUCCCGGAUCUUUCAUCGCUGUCUUCUGUUAUCCUAGUAUCCAAACAUAUAUAUGAAGUUUUCAAGUGCCAUCCAAGCUCAAUUGUGAGCGCGGUUGCCUACAAUCACAUCGGACCUGCUUUGCCUCAAGCACUAAGAGCGGCCCGCCACGACAAGGACCGCGACACGCGUGAUCCUAGUAACUGGGUGCCGGAAUCUGAAGUCCUGAACACACCAAUUACUCGGUCAGAAGCUCAAACACUCAAUCAAGAUGCCCGUGUGGUCAGUGAGCUCGAAGAUCUGUUUAGCUGGAGUCAUAAAGACCCAACCUCUCCCAAGAGCGUCCUCAGCGAAAAUGAAUCCAUGCGAUUCUGUCGCGCAAUGUACCGAUUCUUACUCUACGCAGACACAUUUCGGUGCGACGAAGAGGAGGACGAGGAUGAGGACGAGGACGGAGACCUCGUCCUCUUAAACUAUACCGAAGAGAAAGAGCGUUUCUUCGACUCACUCGGCGACGACACACAGUUCCUCGAAUUCGCCGUGAUCUACCGCUUCUUGUGCGAGACCGUGCAGUGGACGGCCAGAGCAAUCGGAGAGUUCUACCCUGAAUGGACCGGGGACAAUCCCGAAGUGGACAUGCUGGGCUUCGUCGUGUCCACCGGGCCUGAGGUGGUUCUUCAAAUGUUCAAAUGUCAAUCCGGCGCACCCUUCAUACCGGUUCCAGAGAACGAGGAAAAUCUGGAAGAAUUUUGCUUCAUAGCGCGGGACCUCGCGAAGGCUUUCGAACGUCGGCGACUUGGCAAACCUGACUGGAACUUGCAUGAAAUGAAGAAGGUUAUUCUAGACGACUACUACAAGUACGAGGAUCAUCCAUGCGACAAUUGCAAGCAGGCAUCGCAAAGGCUGUGGAGUUCAGCAAAUUGGCCUCUCCUGAAGGGCAUUUUAUCGCCCGGAGAGCUAGGAGCGGCUAUGAAAGGCCAUCUCCCGCGGAACUUCACAGAGAGGCAGCCACUAACGCAGUAUCUCGAGCGUCCGGCAUUCUGCUACCCAGACCUCUUUAAAUGGAUGAUCGAGCACAACACCGAGCUCGACGGCGGGCAACCGCUGACGCCCGACAACUGGCUGUGCGAGGGCUGCCUCCGGUUGCUCGUACGGUCCAAGAUGCAUGAGUGGUGGCUGGAGCGCAAGCGCGCAGAGGGUAUCGCUGUUCCGGCUGAGAACUGCUGGUACGGCUACAACUGCAGAACCCAGGCGCACCGCCCUCAACAUGCGAGCAAGUUGAAUCAUCUGUGUGAACCGAUCCGAGGUGAUCCUGCUUGAGCUCCAACCUACUGGCGAUGCCCGUGCAGAAUGCACCAUCUGCGCAACCUCCACCGGUCACUAGUUCCAAUUGCUGACCUAGGUGAAUCUCCUCGCACGCUGGUGUGUAGGCUGCGCUCGGUAUCUAAACCUUGUUUGGUCAUGUCAAGUACAAUACCCCAGUUUUUAUCUGAUUGCUUCCAGGACAUCUACAUCAUGUAUUUCUAGUUCCAUGUUUGAUCAUCUCUGCGAACUCUGUCAUUCCAC
Messenger RNA from Gloeophyllum trabeum ATCC 11539, 1615 nucleotides. RefSeq lists its product as uncharacterized. Gene Ontology annotation, molecular function: ubiquitin-protein transferase activity. Gene Ontology annotation, cellular component: nucleus. The transcript is spliced from 7 exons. Gene Ontology annotation, biological process: ubiquitin-dependent protein catabolic process; mitotic cell cycle checkpoint signaling; protein ubiquitination. The record is from RefSeq and is a predicted model, not a curated record. Bases 8 to 1369 code for a protein of 453 amino acids. Lineage: Eukaryota; Fungi; Basidiomycota; Agaricomycetes; Gloeophyllales; Gloeophyllaceae.